Messenger RNA from Osmerus eperlanus (European smelt), 2171 nucleotides. RefSeq names its product adenosine deaminase (gene ada). Gene Ontology annotation, cellular component: external side of plasma membrane; cytosol. The coding region runs from base 84 to 1346 and encodes 420 amino acids. Gene Ontology annotation, molecular function: adenosine deaminase activity. The transcript has 11 exons. Gene Ontology annotation, biological process: T cell activation; hypoxanthine salvage; negative regulation of adenosine receptor signaling pathway. Lineage: Eukaryota; Metazoa; Chordata; Actinopteri; Osmeriformes; Osmeridae. The record is from RefSeq and is a predicted model, not a curated record.
AGGCAAAAUUACAAUUAUUCAGGAACCCGUUUUUAUUUUGUUUUGUAUUGACCGAAACUCGUGUUACAGGUGCACGUGAAAUUAUGCUGUGGGUUGGACCAAGGGCGCGGCUAGUGCCGCUCGCUCAAAUCAUGUAUAUAAUGACACCGCGAGCAAUGAUAGGGUUAGACUGUCGGGGCUUCACCGGGAAAAGCUUGAAGUCCUUUUGUGUUCGCAACAGAAGCACUGUCCGUCAGUACUGCGCUUUCACUAUGGCAGAACAUUUCAUAGAUCAAGUAGCUUUCAACAAGCCAAAGGUUGAGCUUCAUGUGCACCUGGAUGGAGCCGUCAGAGUGCAAACCAUCCUUGACGUGGCUGAGCGGCGAGGGAUCCCCCUGCGUGCGUCCACAGUAGAGGGCAUGACGCACAGAUGUGUGGUCCACGAGCCUGUCAAAGAGUUUAAAGAGUUUCUGGACAAGUUCGAGGAGUAUAUGCCUGUCAUUGCGGGAGACAGAGAAGCCAUCAAGAGGAUAGCCUAUGAGUUUGUGGAGGACAAGGCCAAAGAAGGCGUGAUCUAUGUGGAGGUCCGAUACAGCCCACACCUGCUGGCCAACUCUCAAGUGGACCCCAUCCAGUGGAACCAGGAACAGGGUGACCUGAGCCCAGACGAGGUGGUGCGCCUGGUCAACCAGGGCCUCAGUGAAGGGGAACAGGCCUUCAAUAUCAAAGCCAGGUCCAUUCUGUGCUGCAUGCGCCACAUGCCAAAUUGGUCCAUGGAGGUGUUGGAGCUGUGUAAGAAGUAUGUUAAUGAGGGAGUGGUGGCCAUAGACCUGGCAGGAGAUGAAUCUCUCAACUGUGUGGCCUGCCCAGACCACCGGAUGGCCUUCGAGGAAGCAGAGCGCUGUGGGGUCCACAGGACUGUUCAUGCAGGAGAAGUGGGGCCGUCCUCAGUCGUCAAAGAGGCUGUAGAGGUUUUGAAGGCUGAGCGGAUUGGGCAUGGCUACAACACCAUUCAUGACCAAGACUUGUACAAACAGCUCCUGGCCCAGAACAUGCACUUUGAGACGUGUCCCAUAUCCAGUAAACUGACAGGAGCUUGUGACCCUGACUUCACCAAACAUCCUAUCAUCAGGUUCAGGAAAGAUAAGGCCAACAUCUCUCUGAACACAGAUGACCCAUUGAUCUUCAACUCCACCCUGCAGCAUGACUAUGUCACAGUGCAGAAGUACAUGGGAUUCACUGAACAGGAAUUCAAAGAACUGAACAUCAACUCAGCAAAGUCCAGCUUCCUGCCAGAGAAGGAAAAGAAGGAGCUGGUCCAGAAGCUGCACGAGGCCUACGGGAUGGUGCAAGACACCGCCUUUUGAAGGAAUCAAUGAAGAGAAAUGAACAAACAACCAGAAACAAACCACUUAAACCCCCUACCACUCCCACCAGCCACAACACAAUGUCUCUGUCUGUAUAGAAUCCACUACACACAGUAUUAUAGCAUAGUGAAACUAAUGUAAUGGUUGUUGUGGUGGAUCAAAUGCAGACUGUGUUUUGAUUAAGUUGUGUUGGACGCACACAGAAGCAGUAGCUACAUUAAGUUCUUCCUAAAUAAUCUGAAUAGCGCCCGUAUGUACAGUUUAUUCAACAAAUUACCCUCAUAUUAUCCUACCUAUUAGAAAAAUUCAAGCCAAUGUUAUGCUUUUUUUAAUUUACAAAAACGUCUUGAUCCAUAAUCUCAAUGUUAUGGUCACUGUGAUCGAACUACAGUGCAGGGAAGGACGAGCACUUAGCAUCUAUGAUGCAAAAAAUGUAUUAUAUUCAUAGGAAUUAUAGGCACUGGAAUUUAACAGGUUAUCUGUAUCUAUGAACCUAUAAUGUAAUCCCCAGUUCUUGUUGUCUCCAGGAGGAAAGAUGAACUGUUUACAUUUGAAAUGGAUCAGGUGAAACAGCACUAUACCAAAUAUAGUACUGUGAACAGUAGGUGGCGCACCACUUUCAUGUUAACAGUGAUGCCUACUGAAGCAGUCCUUCAGUUUAGAAUGACAACGUCCAAGAUACUUUAUCCUAAAGAGGAUCUAAAAUGUAAUCAGUACUAUCCGAAUUGUGAUUUUAUAUUCUUUCUCAUUACUUACUUUUUUACUCCUUUUGUAACAUGGAGAGAAUGGCACAUAACAAGAAAAUCAAAACAAUAAAAUACUUUU